UGUCUGCAGACCGGUCAGCUGUACACAUGGGCAGCGGUCAGUCAGCCUCCUCCGUCUCUGGAGGGACACCUGAAGAACCUGUGGCCCCAGAACAGACCCGGAGCCCAGGACCGGCCCCAGCCCAAACACACAGAGGACGCGGUCGAGGAGCAGGAGGAGCAUCAGGCCGUCGUUUCAGACCUUAAAAAACAUCAGGAAGAAGAAAUCCAGCAAAUUGAGGAGGAGUCGGUGAUAAAGACUGUGCAUCUGAAGCAGGAGCACGUCUGCGUGAUCGAGCAGCUGGAGCAGACGAUCGAAGACCUGCGCUGUAAGAUCGCGGAGCUGGAGAAACAGCAGCCUCUGCUGGAGCGGGAGGUGCAGACACAAGACCAGGAGUGUGGAGGAGAGGAGCGUCUCCUCCCAGACGUCUGCCAUGUGGACCUGCAGACAGAAAUCACUGCGCUGCUGCCCCUGGAGGCCAAGUCAGUGCAGACGUCUCCUAUGGACGAGAGCUUUAGGUUUAAACUGCCUCCUGUGGAGGCGCAGGCACCGGGGAGGAGUGACUCCUCACUGCCAUCAGGAACUGAGAAUGCUUCUCAAGUGUUUGUGUGCAUGUGCCAGCAUCUGCCAGGCAUUUCAGUGCCUCCACCACCACCACCACCUCCUCCUCUAUCCGGGAUGUGUUCACCUCCUACUCCACCUCCGCUUCCAGGAAUGAGCACUCUUUCAGCACCACCUACUCUUCCAGGCAGUUCAUUUCCUCCUCCUUUACCAGGAAUGGAUGCGCCUCCUCCUGCGCCUCCUUUACCAGGAAUGGAUGCGCCUCCUCCUGCGCCUCCUUUACCAGGAAUGGGUGCGCCUCCUCCUCCACCUCCUUUACCAGGAAUGGGUGCGCCUCCUCCUCCACCUCCUUUACCAGGAAUGGAUGCGCCUCCUCCUCCACCUCCUUUACCAGGAAUUGUUGCGCCUCCACCUCCACCUCCUUUACCAGGAAUGGAUGCGCCUCCUCCUCCACCUCCUUUACCAGGAAUGGGUGCGCCUCCUCCUCCACCUCCUUUACCAGGAAUGGAUGCGCCUCCUCCUCCACCUCCUUUACCAGGAAUGGAUGCGCCUCCUCCUCCACCUCCUUUACCAGGAAUGGAUGCGCCUCCUCCUCCACCUCCUUUACCAGGAAUGGAUGCGCCUCCUCCUCCACCUCCUUUACCAGGAAUGGGUGCGCCUCCUCCUCCACCUCCUUUACCAGGAAUGGAUGCGCCUCCUCCUCCACCUCCUUUACCAGGAAUGGAUGCGCCUCCUCUUCCACCUCCUUUACCAGGAAUUCCGCUUCCUCUCUCAACUGCAGGAUCAGCACCUCCUCCUCCGGGUCCUCCACCCUUGGCUCCUGGUCCUCCUCUGGCCUUCGGUCUGGGUUCUCUGCCUCCUCCGCUCCCGCUGGGUCUGUACACAUUAGGAGCACUGCAGGAGAAACCGCCUCACAAAAGCUUGGUGGAGCCGCCGAGACCCAUGAAACCGCUGUACUGGACCCGGAUACAGCUGCACACCAAAAAGGAAUCUCAUGCUCUCGUGUGGGAGAAGAUCGAAGAGCCACCCGUGGAUUUUGAGGAGUUUGUUGAACUCUUCUCCAAAACUGCAGUGAAAGAGAAGAAGAAGCCCCUUUCGGACACGAUCAGCCGGUCAAAGACCAAGCAGGUGGUGAAGCUGCUGAACACCAAGCGUUCUCAGGCCGUGGGGAUCCUGAUGUCCAGUUUACAUCUCGACAUGAAGGACAUUCAGCACGCGAUCCUGAAUCUGGAUAACACUGUGGUUGAUCUGGAGACGUUACAGGCGCUCUACGAGAACAGAGCCCAGCAUGACGAGCUGGAGAAAAUCGAGAAACAGAUCAAAUCCUCAAAAGACAAAGGGGGAAGCAAAACUCUGGACAAACCUGAACAGUUUCUCCAUCAGCUCUCCCAGAUCCCUGAUUUCUCCGGACGAGUCUUCUGUAUUCUCUUUCAGUCGACCUUCACUGAAUGCAUUUCCUCUGUUCAGCGCAAACUCCAGAUUUUGCAGAGAGUCUGCAAGACUCUUCAGAGCGGCUCUGGGGUGCAGCAGGUUCUCGGUUUAGUUUUGGCUUUUGGGAACUUCAUGAACGGAGGGAAUCGCACCAGAGGACAGGCGGAUGGCUUCACGCUGGACAUUCUGCCCAAACUCAAGGAUGUCAAGAGCAGCGACAACAGUAAGAGUCUGAUGUCGUAUAUUGUGUCUUACUACCUGAGACACUUUGACGAGGACGCGGGCAAGGAGACGUGUGUGUUUCCUCUCCCAGAACCACAUGACCUGUUUCAGGCCUCUCAGAUGAAGUUUGAAGACUUGACUAAAGAUCUGCUGAGACUACGGAAAGAUCUGAGAGCAUGCACUGCGGAGGUGGAGAAGGUGUGCUCGGUCUCGACUGAAGAGCAUCUUCAGCCGUUUAAAGACAGGAUGGAGGUGUUUGUGAGUGAAGCAAAAACAGAGCUGGAAAGUCAAGAGAAGCAACUCAGUGACACCCACAAAAUGUUCCUGGAGCUCUGCGUGUUCUUCUCAGUGAAGGCCAAGAGCGGAGAGAAAGAGGUUUCGCCCAACACCUUCUUCACCGUCUGGCACGAGUUCUCCACAGACUUUAAAGAUGCUUGGAAGAAGGAGAACAAGAUCAUCCUGCAGGAGAGGCUGAAGAUGGCGGAGGAGUGUUUCCGACAGGUCAAAGAAAAAGCCACAUAUAGCGUCAAACCCAAACACGCAUCUGGAAUCAAAGCAAAGUUGGGCAUGAAGAUCUGAGGCAGAUGUGGACAGACUCUUAUGACAUUUCAUCUGUAAAUCGCUCUCGCAGCAUCUUCAGUGUUACUCUGCCAUCUGCCGUACCACACAGGAAGUGAUCCACCAUCUGAAUGUGAUGUCAUAUCCUGUGUCUUGAUGGAUGAAUAUAUCAGACGUUACAUAUGACCAUACAUACUGGAGGACUGAAGCACUAUAAUCAAAACAAGGUUGUUUUAUUUUUAAGAAAGCAAGAACAUGGAUUUCUGAUGCGUCUAUAUUUUAAACAUCGGCACCGUCACAUGCUUUUAAACCAACACUAGUUAGUGCAGUUAAGAGCUCUAGUCAUCAGCUCGUUUAGCACACUCCAGUCCUACAGGACCUGAAAGAGACACUCCAGUAUGUAGCGUAUGAAUCAGACAGCGGCGAAUGUUCAGGAAUCUACUCAGUGCUUUUGUGAAAUUAUGCAAGAUUGUUUUCUGGUUUUGCUGCAUCCACACAUUCACUCGAUGUAUUUAAGAGGAUGAUUUUUAUUAUUAAUUUAAAUAUUAACAUCUUUAUGUAGCAUUGGUUAGUUUUUAGCAUGUGUGUAUCAGAGGUGUGGAUGGACGCUCCAUGUGCAAUAACUGUUUGUAUCUGAACGUUUUGAGAAGAGUGUAAUAUAUGUAAAAUAAAGGGAUUAAUAAAUUCUGACAUUUUAAUUUA
Messenger RNA from Carassius gibelio (silver crucian carp), 3453 nucleotides. Its product is annotated as formin-2-like. Gene Ontology annotation, biological process: intracellular transport. Gene Ontology annotation, cellular component: cytoplasm; nucleus; endoplasmic reticulum membrane. NCBI's taxonomy places the organism in Eukaryota, Metazoa, Chordata, Actinopteri, Cypriniformes, Cyprinidae. The record is from RefSeq and is a predicted model, not a curated record. The transcript has 17 exons. The annotation marks the transcript as partial.